CGCGAGGCAGCCAGCCGCGAGCGCGGAAGGGAGUCUCUUUCAGGAGCUUGGAUACGGCCGUCCGGGCAGGGCCGCGAAGGAAGGGCGCCGGGGAGGAGCCGUAGCGCGGCGGCGGAGGAGGAGCCGCUGCAGCCCCAGCCUGCGUGCGUCAGGUCCUGCGGGCAACUCGGCAAAGUUCAGCGAAGGCAGGAAAGCGGCGCCUUUGAGGCGAGAGAAGAGGCGAGCCCAGCCCAGCCCGGAGCGAGGUCGGAGCGGGGGGCUUUCCCAGUCCUUGCUUUAGAGGGUGCGAAGGCAUCUCCCCGGGGGAAAAGUUUUUGGCGGGGCCGGGAGCGGACGGCUGGAUAGGAGGCGCGGGUCCCAUGGAGGGACGGGAGCUUCAGGAACAGCCGCCCGAGCCGGAGGGACGCCAAGGCGUGCAGCCCUGAGCGGCGGCGCACGGUUCCUGGAGUCUCCAUGGGUGCCGGCGGCGUGCUUUAGGGAGGCAGGCGGGCGCCCGACUCGAUGCCGUCAUGGCCAAAUGGCUGAACAAAUACUUUAGCCUGGGCAAUAACAAGACCAAGAGCCCUCCGCAACCGCCCCGUCCGGACUAUCGGGACAAGCGGAACGGCACGGCGGGAGCGGGAGGCGGAGGGCAUCACAACCACAACCACAACCAUCACCACCAUCACCACCACCACCACACGUCGCCGUGCUUCCCGCGCCACGACACCAGCGACCUGCUCCGCGCCUACCGCGCUCAGAAGGAGCGCGACUUCGAGGACCCUUACAGCGGGCCGGGCUCAUCGCUGCGCAAGCUGAGAGCGCUCUGCCGACCCGAGUAUUGUGCGCCGGAGGAGCUGCUGGUGGAGUCGGCCGGUCCCAAACCCUUCUCGUCCUCGUCCUGCUGCGGAGGCGGCGGCAGCGGCGGCGGAGGAGGCAGCAGCGGCGGGAGCAGCGCCGCCGUCGCCUCUGCCCCCACCCCCACGGCUUCGCCUCAGCUCUUCCGCAGCCACAGCGAACGCCGCGCUGCCACCCCGCCCGACUCCGCGUCGGUCAAGUACAUUUCCCCCAAGCACCGGCUGAUCAAAAUAGAAAGCAACGAAGGUGGUAAGGGCGGCAGCGGCGUCCCCAUCACCUGGAGCCCGCCGGGAAUUGGCGGAGCCGGACAGAAGAAGCUCAACAAGUGUAGCGAACAAGGGGAGGGCGGCGGUGGCAGCGUCUCUUUAACCAAAAAGGAGAAAGUUUUAAUAGCUGAUGACUAUUCUGACCCAUUUGAUGCCAAGAGUGAAAUCAAUAAAAUGGGCAAAGGAGAAAACACUGGCUAUAUGGAGCCAUAUGAAGCUCAGAGGAUCAUGACAGAGUUACAGAGGCAAGACAAUGUGAAGCCCCAGCAAAAAGACAUCCAGCUGUAUGACACACCUUACGAACCUGAAGGCAACUGUGUGGAAUCUGAUUCAGAAAGUGCUGUGAGUCAACGCCUGAGAGAGAGCAAGUUGCCACAGGAUGAUGAUAGGCCUGCAGAUGAGUAUGACCAACCAUGGGAAUGGAAUAAGGUCACCAUUCCUGCUUUGGCAGCCCAGUUCAACGGGGGAGAGAUAAGGCAAUCUUCACCUUCCCCAUCUUCAAGUGAUCGGCGCCGACAGCUUCGGGCACCUGGGGGAGGCUUCAAACCCAUCAAACAUGGUAGCCCAGAAUUCUGUGGAAUCUUGGGGGAGAGAGUGGAUCCGACUAUUCCACUGGAAAAACAGAUAUGGUAUCAUGGAGCAAUCAGUCGGACAGAUGCAGAAAACCUCUUGCGCUUGUGUAAAGAAUGUAGUUAUCUGGUGAGGAACAGCCAAACAAGCAAGCAUGACUAUUCACUUUCUUUAAAGAGUAACCAAGGGUUUAUGCACAUGAAGUUGGCAAAGACCAAAGAGAAGUAUAUUUUGGGUCAGAACAGCCCUCCUUUUGACAGCGUGCCUGAGGUUAUUCACUACUACACUGCAAAGAAACUGCCUAUCAAAGGAGCUGAACAUUUGUCCCUCCUGUACCCUGUAGCUGUCCGGACCUUAUAAUUGUUCUACGCUCGCUCCUUCCUGUGGAUUGGAGAUUGAAGGCUGCAGCAGCAGAAGGAUCCCUGCAUUGGCAGCAUUUCUUGGAAACAGAGGACCCCUUUCGGUCUUUCCAGAAACAGACUGUUGUAUAGUAGUAUGAGUGGAAUUGUUGCACUACUUUGCAUGUCCUGUGUGGAAACGUUGGCUUCUAUUUAUAUGAGAGAAAAUGGAUUCAGACAUACAAGAAGAAAUGCCUCUUUUUACAGAAAUCCCACCCUCCCAUGCUCCCAGGAAUGGAAAUCUUGCCAAACCCAAAGAAAGCUCUUGAAAACUUUCUGCCUGUGGGCCCACAACGUGCUCCCUUCCUAGCUAUAUUUGUGGGGAGGGGAGAAUACAUUCAGACCGAAUCUGCAAAUGGACACAUUCCCUUCUGGGAGCGGAGUGGAAGGGGAGAAAAGAAAACUGGGUUUGCUACACACUCCAGACUUGGGAAUUACUUAUUACACACUCAACCCCAGAUUUGUGAUAUUGUUUUCAUGCGCAAAUUAACCCAACAUAAAGACGCCCCUCCCCCCUUUUUUGUCUUAAUGAGGAUGUCAUUUUAAAGAUCUCAAUGAGUAAUUUUGCUAUGGCAGAAAGUGUUUGGUUAUUUAUGAAUAGGGUAUGUACUUAAAUAGUGGUUUAAUAUAUAAACAUAUAUAAAUAUAUUUUUAUUCCCCUCUCCUUGUGCGGGGGGAGGGGUACAACAAUAAAGCUCUAAGGGUU
Thamnophis sirtalis is the source of this 2777-nucleotide messenger RNA. It is a transcript of the gene SHB, whose product is annotated as SH2 domain containing adaptor protein B. The record is from RefSeq and is a predicted model, not a curated record. Lineage: Eukaryota; Metazoa; Chordata; Lepidosauria; Squamata; Natricidae. Gene Ontology annotation, molecular function: phosphotyrosine residue binding.